This is a messenger RNA of Aspergillus alliaceus, 1119 nucleotides long. Its product is annotated as putative zinc metallopeptidase. Gene Ontology annotation, molecular function: hydrolase activity. The transcript is spliced from 5 exons. The record is from RefSeq and is a predicted model, not a curated record. Bases 1 to 1119 code for a protein of 372 amino acids. NCBI's taxonomy places the organism in Eukaryota, Fungi, Ascomycota, Eurotiomycetes, Eurotiales, Aspergillaceae.
AUGCAGACCAGAGGUGGUGGACACUACAACUACACCAUACCCGUUUAUUCGCCAGGAGAUGAUAGCCUACGGGCAAUCAUCAAUAGAUACCGACCGAAGUUGGAGCCAUUCGAAGAUCUGUAUCGCUAUUUUCACAGCUCACCCGAGUUAUCCUCUCAAGAAGAAGAGACAUCGGCUAUCGCUGUAGACGAUCUUAGAAAGCUAGAAUACGAGGUCCAUACACAUAUUGGUGGAUAUGGCGUUGCCGGCAUCCUUCGCAAUGGCGAUGGGCUAGCCGUUCUUCUUCGAGCAGAUAUGGACGCUCUGCCUUUAGAGGAAAAGACCGGACUACCCUACGCUAGCCGCAAAGUCGUUAAUGGCAAAGAUGGAGUAGAAAAGCCAGUGAUACAUGCCUGUGGUCACGAUACACAUGUGACAAGCCUCAUGGCUGGUGCUGAACUUUUGCAUGCCGCCCGAGAUCACUGGUCCGAUACUGUAAUCUAUGGUUUAUAUGAGAAGAUUCCUAAACCAGACGUUGUCCUGUCGCAGCACGUUAUGAGGAUGAAAACAGGCACCGUUAGUAUUCAUUCCGGUCGGCUGCUCACGUCGGCUGAUGCAUUCGACGUGUGCAUAUACGGACGCGGUGGACACGGCUCGGCUCUUCAGACAUGUAUCGAUCCCAUCGGCAUCGGCGCAACAAUUAUCACGCGCCUGCAAACUAUCGUGAGUCGUGAAGUGAUCCUGGGAGAAAUGGCAGUCGUCAGCUGUGGAAGUAUCCAAGCCGGCCAUGCAGCAAACAUUAUCCCCGACCAGUUGGAUCUCAAGUUUUGUGUUCAGGCGUACGAUCCCAAAGUCCGUGAACGUGUUCUAUCCACCUUUGAGAGAAUUAUAGAGGCAGAAUGUCAAGCUGCGGGCGUUGUUGAGAAGCCCCUUAAUAAGAGUACACUCUCUGCUCCGGCUACUAUCAACGAUAAAGCCACCUCUUCCUCCGUCCUUGCGACGUCGGUAGAAGCACCCGAAGUUGCUGUUGACCAGUUGUCUUAUAACCACCAUUUAUUUACUCCAGUGAUUAGACCAACUAUCUGCACUACGAUUGAUGCAAUCGCUCUUGGUGCGCUGACUUUCUUAAAGCAGGACUAG